ACUGAAACAAAUUCGGUGGCUCGUAUAUAAAUUCUCCCUGAUUGGAGCAAGUAGCCAUAAGUGAUCUAAAAGAGGUAGUGUUAAGAGCUGGGACAAAAUAAAACAAUCUUAACCAUGAAGUCGUGUGUGAUUGCAGCAAUUUUAUUUGUUGGACUAACCGCCGUUUCGGCAGAUCGUCCCAAAUCGAAGACCGUCCUCGCUACCAUGAACAACCUGCGUCCGCGGUACCGCGAGAUUCAGGAUUUCGUCAUCGAAACAUUGUCCGACGCUCGCUUGAGCAGCUCCGCCAAGCUGAACGUGUUCCACGAGGACGUUCUCAAGGUCAAGGAAACCCUGGUCGAGGAUGCCAUCACCGAGGAGGACAAGAUCAUCUUCCAGAUCGACAACCAGCCUUCAACAGCGGACGUACCGUGUCUUUCGUUUGUGCGAUUGAUGACGGACAGCGUGAUGAACCUGGCAGGAUCGGGAUUCGCCACGUGUAUUACCGAAGCGAGUGAUGCGUUGACGGUGGAAGUGAACAAGUUUUACGCCGCAAUGCAAAAGGACGAGUCCGAGUACAUUGGAAUUGGGCUGCUGAACGUGUUCAAGGAUGAAAACAUCUUCUACGACCCGGAGAAGAUCCUGACCAAGUUGUCCUCAAAGUCUGGUAACAUGGAGCGGUACCCAACUUCGAUUCAGGACGAGGUGACCGAAUGGGUUGCCGUGCUGGGAUCCACCAUGGAUGGGCUGGAGCAGACCUACAUCGCGUGCAUGACCGACAGUGAGCAACGCAUGAAGACCGGCUUCGAGCUGGCUCGCGCAAAUAUGAUGGCCACUUGUGGAGCGGUGGAAAUCGCUCCGGCAGCGGAAUCAGCUUUGAAGGCUACAUCAGGUGCUGUAAUUGAACCACAGUCCGAUUUUCGUAAAAUGUUCCGCGAACGGUUUGGCUUGUAAAGGUUUGAUCAAAUGACUGGGAACAAUUCUAAAGUUUUUAUAAGUCCUAUUAACCAAAUUUUCAUUUUUUGCUUGUUCUGUUUUUUAAACCGCCCUGAUUCAAGCAAAUCAAAAAGCAAAAAAAAGUUUUUUUUUGUUUAUUGGACCUUUAAAAAACUCCGGAAUAAUGGAAAGAUAAAAAAACGGAUUGCAUAAGUAAAUCAUCUACAAAUACCCAAAAAUAAACUUCUUUUCACAAUAUUAAGAAAAUAAUUAAAUGGAAUAUUAAAAAAAAUUGUUGGAGUACUUUUUUUACAAUUUUUAAAGUAAAGCAGUGGAACUAAACUGUUUACUGCAAUUAUA
Messenger RNA from Culex pipiens pallens (northern house mosquito), 1275 nucleotides. RefSeq lists its product as uncharacterized. The transcript is spliced from 2 exons. The coding region runs from base 115 to 933 and encodes 272 amino acids. Lineage: Eukaryota; Metazoa; Arthropoda; Insecta; Diptera; Culicidae. The record is from RefSeq and is a predicted model, not a curated record.